Messenger RNA from Manacus vitellinus (golden-collared manakin), 3040 nucleotides. It is a transcript of the gene RGS3, whose product is annotated as regulator of G protein signaling 3. Gene Ontology annotation, biological process: signal transduction. The transcript has 18 exons. Bases 63 to 2543 code for a protein of 826 amino acids. The record is from RefSeq and is a predicted model, not a curated record. Gene Ontology annotation, cellular component: nucleus; plasma membrane. Lineage: Eukaryota; Metazoa; Chordata; Aves; Passeriformes; Pipridae. Gene Ontology annotation, molecular function: protein binding.
UCAGUGGCUGGUACUACCUCCUCGGGGAGGACCUGGGCAGGACCAAGCACCUGAAGGUGGCCAUGAGGCGGCUGAAGCAGAGCACAGAGCCGGUACUGGGAAGUCAGAGUGCAGCUCAGGAGAGCCAGGAUGCUGUCACCCUGAAGCAGCUGAAGAUCACGAUCCCUCGAGGGAGUGAUGGCUUUGGUUUCACCAUCUGCUGUGACUCCCCAGUCCGUGUGCAGGCCGUGGACUCCGGUGGCCCAGCAGAGAAGGCAGGUCUGCAGCAGCUGGACACGGUGCUGCAGCUGAAUGAGCAGCCUGUGGAGCACUGGAAAUGUGUGGAGCUGGCUCACGAAAUCCGGAACUGUCCCACUGAGAUCAUCCUGCUGGUGUGGAGGCUGGUCCCGCAGGUGAAGGCAGGCCCCGAGGGGAUGAUCCGCAGGUCCUCCUGCAAGUCCACCUACGACCUGCAGUGCCCCCCGCACAAGCGGGAGAAGAACAGCGCGGGCCCCGCGGCCGAGCAGCGCCGCAGCUGCCACGUCCUGUGUGACAGCAGCGAGGGGCUGCUGCUCAACGGCUGGGACAGGUACACCGAGCUGGGCAAGAGGGGCCAGAACACCCUGCCAGCCCUAUCCCGGGUGCCCUCGGCCGCCGACCAGAACUACAUCAUCCUGACGCCCCUGAACCCGGGGAGCCAGCUGCUGAGGCCUGUCUAUCAAGAGGAUGACACUACUGGGGGGAAUGCUUCUAAAGGGAAAUCCCACACGGGCUCUGGGAGGAAAUCCAGGCUGAUGAAGACUGUGCAGUCCAUGAAGAGCUAUGGGAACUACCAGAACUGCACCAUAGUGAGACCCCACAUCCCACACUCCUACGGCACCUAUGUGACCCUGGCCCCCAAAGUGCUGGUGUUCCCCAUCUUUGUGCAGCCCCUUGAUCUCUGCAACCCAGCCCGGACUCUGCUUCUGUCGGAGGAGCUGCUUCUUCACGAGAGCAGGAACAGGACUACAGAGGUGACCCUCUUUGUCUACUCGGACCUGCUGCUCUUCACCAAGGAGGACGAGCCCGGGCGCUGCAACGUGCUGAGGAACCCUCUGUACCUGCACAGUGUCAAGCUCCAGGAGGGUUCAGAAGAUCGGAAGUUCUGCCUCCUUUACCUCGCAGAGAAGUCGGAGUGCUUAUUAAGUUUGGAGGCUUACUCCCAGGAGCAGAAGAAGAGGAUCUGCUGGUGUCUGGCUGAGAACAUCACCAAGCAGCAACAUCCGGCAUCAGCUCCUACGGAGAGCAAGAUGCUGGAGACAGACACGGAGAAGCCGGGGCAGAUGCACUCGGAGGACGGGAAGGCAACCGUGGGUGAUGCUCCUCCGGCUGCCGAGGCACCGGCUCCGGCCGAGCCCUGGGAUGCCCUGGGAGCCACCCAGGGCCCUCUCCUGGUGGAAAAGCAGCCAGUGGCCACUGCAAAGGGAGAGGAGCAGCCCAGCUCCCUGCCAGCCUUCGUCAUCCCGGAGCUGCGCCUCGACAGCACCUUCAGCCAGAGCGCGGCCGGCGUGGCGGGCAGCACCACGGACGGGGAGGACGACGAUGAGGAGGAGGAAGAUGAGGAGGAGGAGGACGAGGAGGAGGACAGUGACGAGCAGUACCUGGAGAGGAACGAGGUGAAGCGCAGCAGCAUGAUCGAGACGUCGGGCUGCCAGCCCGGGUACACGCUGAGCGUGCAGGGCUCCCUGCGGCGCCGCACCCACAGCGAGGGCAGCCUCCUGCAGGAGGCCAAGGGGCACUGCUUCACCUCGGACACCACCCUCAACUGCUCCGACAGCCAGGGCACCACGGCCCGCUGGGCACUGCCCUCCCCCAGGACCCUCAAGAAGGAGCUCGUCAAGAACGGCGGCUCCAUCCACCAGCUCACGCUGCUGUUCUCGGGCCACAGGAAGCUGAGUGGAGCCGACCCCGAGUGCAGCUGUGAUGAAGGGGACGAGACCUCCCGCAAGAAACGGAGCAGGAGCCUCGCUGCCGGCCCCAUGUACCGCGCCAUGGUGGACUUUUCCGAAAAAUACCUGGAAAGGCACCCCAAGUGGCACAGCUGCCUGCACAGACCUCCUUGUUGGCUUUUGCUGCUUUGCUUUGCCAACGCUCCGUCCUUCUCCCGCAGGCCCACUCCCGAGGAAGCACUCAAGUGGGGAGACUCCCUGGAGAAGCUGCUGCUGCACAAAUACGGGCUCGCUGCCUUCAGGGCCUUCCUGCGCACCGAGUUCAGCGAGGAGAACCUGGAGUUCUGGCUGGCCUGUGAGGAGUUCAAGAAGAUCAAAUCCCAGUCCAAGAUGGUCUCCAAGGCCAAGAAGAUCUUUGCCGAGUACAUCGCCAUCCAGUCCUGCAAGGAGGUCAACCUGGACUCCUACACCCGGGAGCACACCAAGGAGAACCUGCAGAACAUCACCCGCAGCUGCUUCGACCUGGCGCAGAAGAGGAUUUACGGGCUCAUGGAGAAGGACUCGUACCCCCGCUUCCUGCGCUCUGACUUGUACCUGGACAUAAUUAACCAGAAGAAAGCCAGCUCCCCGCUGUAGACCCAAGGACUGUCUCAGGGCAGGCUGGGAGCUGUGUGUUUACAUGGAGUUGGGCAGUGAAGGCCUUCCUGGGAGCCGGCGGGAGCGUGUUUUCCUGCUGCCACUCGUGCCCCCAAGCCAUAAUUCCUGCAGCAACGGACGUGGGGCAGCUGAAGGCACCGAGCUUGGGGCCAGGGGGACCGACACACCAAGCAGUCUGGUACUGCUCCAUCGCGGGUACGACGCCUUCGGGGUGACUCCGGCGUGGAUUUUAGCCAGGAGGGGAGCUCCCACGAGACUACUGUGAAGCAGUGCCCCGGCUGUGAGCGUUCCUGGAGGGCGGCGAGUGAUCCCAGAUUGCCCAGGAGGAGUUUUGAGCAGGGCUCCAGCGAGGGGGACAACAGCACCACCAUGAACACCACCCCGGAUCAAAGCCUCGUGGCCUGGCCCAGCCCCAGGAUGCUGCUGUGCUUCCCCGUGCCGUGGUGCCUCCCGGCUGCCCCGCGGCAGCAGCUGCA